CUCGUCGGACUGGGAAACGCGCACACACGGUUCUCAGCCUCCCCCCGCCAGCAGCUGUACAACGGUACCUCUCAGGCACCACGCACUGCCAACAAGCGAGCAAAACGGCCAAAAUGUGAUGAAGGAAGCAGCCGUACACCGCUGCGCGCAAGUAGGUGUGGAUUCGGGUGAGAGAGAACUCUUAAAACCAUGCGUAAAAGUUGUGCGUAAAAGUGGAACUUUUGCGCGGGUGAGAUGGAUGCGUCGGUGAAUAUCUGAGUCAGAAAACAGGGAGGGGAAGACUAUUUUUAGUAUUUGCAGAUAAUUUUAUUGGGGUUUUUUUUUCUUUUUUUUUUUUUUUUUUUUUUUUUUUUUUUUUUCAUUGUGGAAUGAAUUCGUCUGGUGCGCAGACUUUGUGCGAGAAGUAGGACACGCGCGGCCCCGCGACUUCUUUCCGUCAUGAUGUUCAGGUUUACUUAAAUCUGCAUCUUUCUGAUGCUUCUGUUGGAACUGGUGGGAAGCUUUACUUGUUUCAUCCCUCAGUCUACCUCUGGUCGACAUGGACGGGAGGAGUAGCGAGUGCGCAGCGGCCGACAGCUGCUGCGCCGUCGGGGACAGCGUCAGUCUCAGCGUGCUCAACUGGGAGCAAGUGCAGCGGCUGGACGCCAUCCUCACCGGAUCCAUCCCCAUCCACGGCCGCUGGAGCUUCCCCACCCUGGAGGUGAAACCCCGGGACAUUGUCAAGGUGGUGCGAAGCCGCAUGGAGGAGAAGCGGAUCCACGUCCGGGAGGUGCGUCUGAACGGAUCCGCGGCCAGCUACGUCCUGCACGAGGACAGUGGUCUGGGAUGGAAAGAUCUAGACUUGAUUUUCUGCGCCGAGCUGAAGGGAGAGCUGGAGUUUCAGACUGUGAAGGAGUUGGUGCUGGACUCUCUGCUAGACUUCCUGCCUGAGGGAGUGAAUAAAGAGAAGAUCACACCACUGACUCUGAAGGAAGCAUACGUGCAGAAGAUGGUGAAGGUGUGCAACGAUUCGGAUCGCUGGAGUCUCAUUUCGCUCUCCAACAACCGCGGCAAGAAUGUGGAGCUCAAGUUCGUGGACUCACUUCGGCGACAGUUUGAGUUCAGCGUGGACUCCUUCCAGAUCCGUCUGGACUCCCUCCUCCUCUUCUACGAGUGCUCGGAGCACCCCAUGGCAGCCACGUUCCACCCCACCAUCCUCGGCGAGAGCGUCUACGGCGACUUCCCCACUGCCCUCGACCACCUGCGCCGGCGCCUCAUCUGCACCCGGAGCCCCGAGGAGAUCCGAGGCGGCGGCCUGCUCAAGUACUGCCACCUGCUGGUCCGGGGUUUCCGGGCGGCGGCGGAAGCGGAGAUGAAGCUGCUGCAGCGCUACAUGUGCUCGCGCUUCUUCAUAGACUUCCCCGACGUGGRCGAGCAGCGGCGGAAGCUGGAGUCCUACCUGCAGAACCACUUUGAGAACUUGGAGGACCGAAAGUACGACUAUCUGGCCACACUGUACGACGUGGUGCAGGAGAGCACCGUGUGCCUGAUGGGGCACGAGAGGCGCCAGACGCUCAGCCUCAUCUCCUCGCUGGCGCUGAGGGUCCUGGCCGAGCAGAACGCCAUCCCCAACGCCGCCAAUGUCACCUGCUUCUACCAGCCGGCCCCUUAUGUCUCAGAUGGGAACUUCAGCAACUAUUACGUAGCGCAGGUUCAACCUGUCUACUCUUGCCCACCUUCCCCUCCUCACCAGUACUUUCAUACUUUGCAGCAUCCCAUGUACGCCACUUGGCUGCCCUGUAACUGAACAUAGAGUACGCCCAUUUUGUUUCAAGUAAACCGAGGGCCUCAUGCCCGGAUGAAAAAACAUCAGAAUGAUUGUGACGUUUUCAUCACAUCUUUGAGAUGGCAACAGGUAAAUACCAACAAAACAAAGGGUCUGGACGAGAGGAAUAAAAUAUUGGAAGGAAACUGAGUAGUAGAAGGUGCCUGGAUGGAGGCGGCGGUCUGAGUUCUGGUUCUGGCAGCAGGAGGACGAAGAGUCACAGAAAAGUUUGACUGAACACUUGGUGGGUUUAGCAGUUCAAGCCACAGUUGAGCCACAAAGUCAUCAGCGUUGCAGAUAAGGUCGUAUUCGUCAUGCUUUGUGAGUUAUGACUCGUGACGGUGAACAUUUGACUCAACUCGAGUUAAAUGCACAUCUUUUACAAAGCUAAAAAGACUAGCUGCUAUAAAGACUAGCAGAGGACCCUCAUCAUGUGCUGAAGCUAUGCAUUCAUUAGGACUUCUGGUCUUUAUACAUGUGUGUAUGUGCAUGAGUGUAUGUAUGUGUGAGUCAUUUCACAAACAAUGCAUAAAGAGGAACAGGAUACUGUUUACAACUCCAAAGAUCUGCUUUGUGUUUUUGUUUGACUUUUUGAGUACAAUUCAAUCAACAGAACAAUGCAUUGCUUUAUUUCCGUACAGAAAUAAGUUGAAGUGCCUUGAUAAAGCCGAAAGGGGAAAAAAAGUCUAUUUUUGAAAUUCUUUAUUAAAGAAGAAUAAUACUGUAUCUUUACAGUUUUGUACAUAUCAUUGAAUGUAUUUAGGCUUUUUAACAACAUUCCCCAAUGCUGAGUAAAGUUUUUUUUUACACUGAGGGAAGUAUCGACCAGCUGGUGUUUCUAUUUUUUUUAGUUGAAGACUCUUCUUAUCAGCAGCUCUGCUGUGCAAGGAUACAUUGUGAUUAGUAAAGAGGAAGUGAAAACAUGAUUUCAUCUUCUUUAGCAGCGCCGAGGGGGUGGGGGCUUGUCAAAACGCAGUUUCACCAGUGCACUUCUUUGUGUUUCUGCAGACUCAUAUUCACUUCCAAAAAUGACCUUUUCUUUUGUUUUAAAUGGACACAAGGUGACCUAGAGGAAGCUCAUGUUUGUGUGUGGAAAAAAAAGUGUUUACAUCUACUAGAAUUAGUAAAAUAAGUUGUUACGUAUCAAAUAAAGUGCAAAUACAAUUGUCAAAUCAGUUUUUAAAGUCCUUGAAAGCUCUAAAAGGUGACACUUUAAUAAGUCAAAACAAACAAGAGCCAUCAGUUUUUAUUAAAAAAAACACUGGAAAGUUGUAAGUAGUUUUUUUAGAUUUCCACGUUUGAUGUCUAGUAUUUAAAAACAUAUGUCAGUAUUUAUGCACUGUAAAAGCAGGUGGUUUCCAUGUGUGAGUUAAAUACAUGGUGGCAGGAUUCAAGGGAUGCUACACCACUGAGGAGUACUUCCUGCGUGAAAUGAUAUGAAAUUCAGAAUGCUAAUUCUCUUCUUCAACAAACAGUCACUGAGCAAAAAUUCAGUAAGAAGAAGUGCACAAAGAUGAACCCACUUCUAUCAACUCCUUCAGUUUUUGGCUAAUUUUUUUCUGAGAGAAUGUACCUUUAAAUAUAUUCAGCACGCCCUCGGAAACAUGUCUCUUAAUUUUCCUAAUUAUUUUUCCGUCUCUACUUUGUACAGCUUGUGUUGGACUGUCGUAGCAGGCGGCUUCAAAGUUGUGUGGGAUCUUUUCUGUGUGAAUCUGUGCUUCAUUUUGGAGGGUGAAAAGCAGUUUCAACAUGUUCACUGUGAGUCUGUGUGAAGGCGGGUGUGCUCUGAGCUGGUUCAUGUGGAUUUAUGUUGCUCCGAAGAGAUUGAUUCYCAGUCAUCUUAGCAGCUCAUUAAAAAAAUCUGAUGGUUGUUGUCAAGUUGACUGACCUUAUUAAAAAGCUAAAAAUGUUCAAAAAA
This is a messenger RNA of Austrofundulus limnaeus, 3722 nucleotides long. It is a transcript of the gene tent5a, whose product is annotated as terminal nucleotidyltransferase 5A. The transcript is spliced from 2 exons. NCBI's taxonomy places the organism in Eukaryota, Metazoa, Chordata, Actinopteri, Cyprinodontiformes, Rivulidae. The record is from RefSeq and is a predicted model, not a curated record. Gene Ontology annotation, biological process: mRNA stabilization. Gene Ontology annotation, molecular function: poly(A) RNA polymerase activity; RNA binding. Bases 539 to 1786 code for a protein of 415 amino acids.